Astrephomene gubernaculifera is the source of this 2176-nucleotide messenger RNA. Lineage: Eukaryota; Viridiplantae; Chlorophyta; Chlorophyceae; Chlamydomonadales; Astrephomenaceae. The record is from the annotation of a GenBank genome assembly.
ACUAGCUUUCUUAAUAACCGAUUGAGCCCGACAUUAUACCUUUUAGCCUAAAGCAUUUGAGGAGUUUAUCGAUAACACGAAGAGACGUACUCACACACAUAGUAAUUUGUCGAUGUUAAGUAAUUGUAUAGAAGGGAUCAAUUGAAUGGAGGACGCUCGUAAGCUUUUGGUCGAAACGAAGGUUAAGGCACUCGGCGCCUUGAGCAGUGCUAACUUGGUGCAGCUCCUCGACACCAGUACCGUGGAACAGGCGCUUCAGGUUCUUGCCGAGAACCAUAUCCUCUCCGCACCUGUCGUUGCGCCUGAAGAUGCGGGUCAAGCGAUCGGGGUUCGCUGGCCGGCGCAGCUGCCGAACUCGGACAUCAUGGGGUUCGUAUGUGUCAACGACAUCAUUACCAGCUUCCUGGAAUACUACCAGUCCGAGGUAGAAGGCGCUGCAGCUGCCUCCGCCGCCUCAGAUCUCUCAGUGGCCCCCAGCGCCGGCAGCAGCGGCGGCGGUGCGGUGUCCAUGUUGGCCCGCAUGCGGCGGCUGGAGGGGCUGGGGCUGCAGUUCGCUCAGAAGCAGCUGCGCGACCUCACCUGCAAGGGCUGCGACGGGGACUUCCUGCACAGCCGCCACGCGGGGGAGGCCACGCUGCUGGAGCUGGUCAUGUACGGGUUCCUGGACCCCAAGAGGAGGGGCAUGCACGAGGGCGAGCAGCAGGCGCACGUGGUGCACCGCGUGGCGCUGUUCGACCGCAGCGGCUGCGUCACCUGCGUCAUCAGCCAGACCGACAUCUGCCGCUUCCUGGCGGCGCACAUGGAGCGGCUGGGCGGGCUGGGCGAGUGCAGCAUGGCGCAGCUGGGCUGGGACAGGAAGCAGGUUGUCAGUUGCACCCCCGAGACCCCGGCGCUCGACGCCAUGCGGCUCAUGGUGGCAGCGGGGGUCAGCUCGCUGGCGGUGGUGUCGGGGGCGGGGGUGGGAGGGCAGGAGGGUGGUGAGGGCGAGGACAUGCAGGAUGCCACUGCUGCCGCCGCCGCUCCCCGUGGCGGGCGGCUGCUUGGGAACUUCAGCGCCAGCGAGAUGAGAUCCAUGACCGCUGAGCACUUUGGCGCGCUGUCGCUGCCGGUGGGCGAAUUCCUGGCGCUGGAGCACGACACGGAGUACGUGCUGGCGAACAGGGAGCGUCUGCUCGAGGCGGGUGUGUUUGGCUCCCCCGCCCACCAGUUCAUCACGGACCGCUCCCGCCGCACCACCCGCCCGCACUCGCCCGGGCAGGAGGUGGGGCAGCGGCUCAUCGUGGCCACAGCCGCCACCACAUUCGCGGAGGUGGUGGACAUGAUUGUGCGCCACCGCAUCCACCGGGUCUACGUGGUGGACGAGCGGGAGGUGCCGGUGGGCAUCGUCACCUGCACCGACAUCCUGCGCAAGGUGGUGGAGGUGGCGACGGAGGCGGUGCCGGCCUCGCCCGCGGCGGCAGCGGCGGCGGCAGCGGCGUUCGCGGCCCGCAGCCCCCGUGCAGCCGCGGCAGCAGCGGCAGCGGCGGACCCUGCUACUGCGCUUGCGUGAGGGUGAGGGUGAGGAGGGGGGUGAGGAGGGGGGGUGAGGAGGUUGGGGGGAAUGGGAACGGGGGCUCCGCUGCGGUUGCCGUGGAGGGUCUUGCAUCACGGGUUGAGUUGGUUGUUGGGGAAGGAGGCGAGGACAGGACCCGUGGGUCAUGCAUAGUACAGGGCGGCAUUUUGCGUGUUUCCGGUGUCUAAAUCGGUGCCGCUAGAGAAAGUCAGGAGAAAGGUGGUAUAGACCCCACAUUGACGCUGGGUGCGUGGGGUUGACUUCCAUGAGGAGAAGCGAGGGAGGGGUUGUGCGGUGCAAUGUGUUGGGUCGCCCGAGGGGAAGGGACUUGCGCCUUUUGCGGUUGUGCGGUUGAUUCAAAUUGCAAGGGUAGAAGACGAUUAAGAAGACGAAGACGAUCAGCUAGGAUAAAGGCGGAUAAAGAGCAAGAGCAUUUUGAUGAUAAUGUGGCACGGACUCCAAAUCUAUGGUACCGGUACGCAUGCUUGAUUGCUUACAUGCCGGCUCAAAUAGUAUCUCGGUCCCAUGUAGCCGGUGCCUAUCUAGGCGUUGCCAUUACAUAUAGGUGGUUGUUGGUUGCUCCGGACUGCGGCCCGCGGCCCUAGACACAGACCUGCGCCGCGG